Molecule: messenger RNA, 1914 nt
Organism: Artibeus jamaicensis (Jamaican fruit-eating bat)
Lineage: Eukaryota; Metazoa; Chordata; Mammalia; Chiroptera; Phyllostomidae
Gene: RBFOX1
Product: RNA binding fox-1 homolog 1
Exons: 13
Coding region: 237-1493 (418 amino acids)
Biological process (GO): nervous system development; regulation of alternative mRNA splicing, via spliceosome
Cellular component (GO): cytoplasm; nucleus
Molecular function (GO): mRNA binding
Source: RefSeq, a predicted model, not a curated record
GCUUCAACCCUGCAGCUGCUGUGUCUCUUCGUCGUCUGGGAAGAAAACUUUCACAUCGAGAGUUGCUGAUUCGGAUUUUCUUUCUUUCCCCUCUCCGCGGUGAUGAGCACUUGGCUCCUGACAGAAGCGAUUUGGCUCUCAGCUUUGUAGUUCGGAAGAAGUUGGGUUUAUAGAUUUUCCCCUAACUCUCCAUUGAUGCGUUGAGCUUCAGAGGGAAUAAUACCUCCACGUAAAGCAUGUUGCCUUCUCAAGGAGUCCUCCUGCAUCCCUAUGGAGUGCCUAUGAUUGUUCCAGCAGCCCCCUACUUCCCCGGACUGAUCCAGGGUAAUCAGGAAGCAGCAGCUGCCCCUGACACAAUGGCUCAGCCUUAUGCUUCGGCUCAGUUCGCUCCCCCUCAGAACGGCAUCCCCGCGGAAUACACAGCCCCUCACCCCCACCCGGCGCCAGAGUACACCGGCCAGAGCACUGUCCCCGAGCACACGUUAAACCUGUACCCUCCCGCCCAGUCUCACUCGGAGCAGAGCGCAGCGGACACCAGUGCGCAGACCGUCUCCGGCACCGCCACACAGACAGAUGAUGCAGCACCCACGGAUGGCCAGCCCCAGACACAACCUUCUGAAAACACAGAAAACAAGUCCCAGCCCAAGCGGCUGCAUGUCUCCAACAUCCCCUUCCGGUUCCGAGAUCCGGACCUCCGACAAAUGUUUGGACAAUUUGGUAAAAUCUUAGAUGUUGAAAUUAUUUUUAAUGAGCGAGGCUCAAAGGGAUUUGGUUUCGUAACUUUCGAAAAUAGUGCCGAUGCGGACAGGGCGAGGGAGAAAUUACACGGCACCGUGGUAGAGGGCCGUAAAAUCGAGGUAAAUAAUGCCACAGCACGUGUAAUGACAAAUAAAAAGACUGUCAACCCUUACACAAAUGGCUGGAAAUUGAAUCCAGUUGUGGGUGCAGUCUACAGUCCCGAAUUCUAUGCAGGCACGGUGCUGUUGUGCCAGGCAAACCAGGAGGGAUCUUCCAUGUACAGUGCCCCCAGUUCACUUGUAUAUACUUCUGCAAUGCCCGGCUUUCCGUAUCCAGCUGCCACUGCGGCGGCCGCCUACCGAGGGGCACACCUGCGAGGCCGUGGCCGCACCGUGUACAACACCUUCCGGGCCGCGGCGCCCCCACCCCCGAUCCCUGCCUACGGCGGAGUAGUGUAUCAAGAGCCUGUGUAUGGCAAUAAAUUGCUGCAGGGUGGCUAUGCUGCAUACCGCUACGCCCAGCCUACCCCUGCCACUGCAGCUGCCUACAGUGACAGUUACGGACGAGUUUAUGCUGCCGACCCCUACCACCACACACUUGCUCCAGCCCCCACCUACGGCGUUGGUGCCAUGAAUGCUUUUGCACCCUUGACUGAUGCCAAGACUAGGAGCCAUGCUGAUGAUGUGGGUCUCGUUCUUUCUUCAUUGCAGGCUAGUAUAUACCGAGGGGGAUACAACCGUUUUGCUCCAUACUAAAUGACAAAACCAUAAAAACCUUCCAAUGUGGGGAGAAAGGAAGCUUUCCGAGGCCUGGGUAUUGCAAUACAUGCAGUAGUGCAUCAUUUUAGCAACUCUAAAAACUAAAAAGAGGAAAAAAAUUACAUUUUUUAUCUUAUACCUCAGAUAUUUUGUUCUGUGUAUUUUAAUAUUGUGGGUCUUUAAUUUCUGAAGGUUCCGUAGUUUGGUUGCUGGCUGUAGGAGUUUUUUUUUGUGGUUGAUCUAGAGAGAUGCUAGCUAUGAAUAAAAACUGGUUUAGGGCCAUAUCCAGAGUGCUUUAUCAUGUAAAUGAAUUAUAUAUGCUGAAUAUUAAGCUACUGGGGUUAUCAGCUGUUCGGGAAGAGUGUAAGUGACUACAGAAGUCAUUUUUUCUGCAUCUGCAUUAUUUUAUUUUAUGAAA